AUGUCAUCGCCAGAGCCUCCAGCAAAGAGAAGCAGACUUGCGAAUGCGUCUGCAACAUUAGUGGGAGAAGCUGCCCGGACCUCACAAGCCUGUACAACAUGCCGGGAGAAGAAGAUCAAAUGCUGUGGCAAUCAGCCGUGCCGAUAUUGCGCUAAACGGGGACUGAGCUGCAAUUUUUUGGAACAGGGGCCGAAGAAGAUGUAUUUCGUUGCAUAUGUCGAGGAUCUAGAGAGGAGGGCUUCACUUGUAACGAAGAGUAGUGGGAGUAAUCCCGCUCCGCAGCAAUAUCGAAGCCCUGCCCGUGAGCAUGUCGAGGUCACUGCCUCUGAUCAGGUCAGUGCUGUAACUCAGGCCACGGCCGCAGAUCAGGUUGCUGGCACAGACCAAGAUACCGCCGCAAUGACAAGCCCUUUUGAUUCCCAGCCCGCCAUGUCAUCCAGCCAUGAAUUUGGAUCCAGAAUCAAAAAGUUACCGGCUGAUUCGAAAUCACCUGUUUUGCUCUACCCGAACAUGGUUACGGCCAAUAAUGCAGACGAUGCUUAUAAACUCGAGCACGAAGGUUCCACCAGUCAACGGAGUAGAGUAUCAGACAUCAAGUGGCCAGACGAAGAUGAGGCCCACGCUCUUCUUCACACAGUCUCAAGUUCAAUUGGAAGUGUUCAGCACCUUAUCGACCCGAGAGCUUUCUCAGACAACCUUUCUAGUUUUUACGACAGAGAUCAAGAUGCAGAUCCAAUCAUUAGUCUUCAACACGUACAGAUGCUCAUGGUAUUUGCACUGGGGAUCCUCCUUCAGGGAAAAUUACAGGGAGAGUCGUCUUUCCCAGGUGCAGAGUAUUUUCUGCACGCCGUUAGUCAUCUCCCGUCUUUAUGCACCUUGCGUAAAGCGGGCGUAUUGGCAAUCGAGACCAUGGGCCUUUUUGCUUUUUUUCUGCAAUGCUCGGAUCGCAAGGACGAUGCGUACAUCUAUGUGAGUGAGUCUGCCGGAGUCGCAUUACGGCUAAGCAUCAUGCAUGGUCUCUGCCGGGGCGCAGAAGGGAACGCUCUGAAGCGUUCUGAAAAGACGCAUCGAAAUCGCUUAUGGUGGACAAUCUACAUGCAAGAAAGGCGACUUGCUGCUGCCACUGGAAAUCCAGUCGGUGUCCUCGAUGAGAACAUAACAACGGAUCUGCCGGCAGAUGCUGCGGGGUUCCCUGCCGUCGCCGCCUUGGAUGCCAAUGUCAAGCUCGCCAGGAUAACCGGGAAAACUCUUCAAAACGUCUAUAGUCCGAGUCAUCGAACAAGCCGGCAAUUCAUAGAGGCCAUUGAGAGCCUUGUUGAAGAACUCUUCAAGUUGGAGAGGGAGAUGGCGCCCGAGUGCAAAGCUGACCUAUCAACACCUUUAUCGUUGACUAGAACAGGUGCGACGCUGAGUUUGAUGUUUUCACAAUCUAUGAUACUUGCCACCAGACCCGUGUUGCUCCACCUUGCCAAAGUAAAGCGUGAGGGCAACAAACUUGGGACCGCGUUUGCUGAAAAUUUUGUGUGA
Messenger RNA from Plenodomus lingam JN3, 1527 nucleotides. Lineage: Eukaryota; Fungi; Ascomycota; Dothideomycetes; Pleosporales; Leptosphaeriaceae. The record is from RefSeq and is a predicted model, not a curated record.